Messenger RNA from Osmerus eperlanus (European smelt), 1702 nucleotides. RefSeq names its product Yip1 domain family, member 6 (gene yipf6). The transcript is spliced from 7 exons. The record is from RefSeq and is a predicted model, not a curated record. The coding region runs from base 122 to 811 and encodes 229 amino acids. Gene Ontology annotation, biological process: endoplasmic reticulum to Golgi vesicle-mediated transport. Gene Ontology annotation, cellular component: trans-Golgi network; membrane. NCBI's taxonomy places the organism in Eukaryota, Metazoa, Chordata, Actinopteri, Osmeriformes, Osmeridae.
GUCACCUUGUUGCCACGGCAGGAAUGCUCCUUAUGAAACAGUAAGCAGUGUUUUUUUUGGAAGUGGUUCCUGAGCUGUUGCAAAUUACUGAUGACGUUUCACAUCCGUGUACACCGAGAAAAUGGCGGAAGUCGACGAGUCCAGUAAACCUAUGUUUGCAGGCCUGUCGGAUGUAUCCAUCUCAGAGGAUAUUGCUGUUGAAGGAGAGAUCAAUGUGCCUGUUCGGUCUACGAGUCAGGAUGACGAAUUCUCCACUCUUGACGAGCCUGUCAAAGAUACCAUUUUGAGAGAUCUGAAAGCAGUUGGGAAGAAAUUUGUCCAUGUAAUGUAUCCAAAGAAGAGCUCGACUCUAUUGAGAGACUGGGAUCUCUGGGGUCCAUUGUUGCUCUGUGUGACACUGGCGCUAAUGUUGCAGGGGGGAUCAGUCGACAAUAAAGAAGAUGGAGGCCCUCAGUUUGCAGAAGUGUUUGUGAUAAUCUGGUUUGGGUCUAUCAUCAUCACUCUCAACUCAAAGCUGCUUGGAGGAACCAUAUCGUUUUUCCAGAGUUUAUGUGUUCUUGGGUACUGCAUCAUGCCGUUGACCGUUGCCAUGGUGGUCUGCAGGAUCGUUCUUCUGGGCGGGACUGGAACAGGAAGCUUUAUUGUGAGACUGAUUGUAGUCACAGCCUCGUUUGGCUGGUCAACAUUUGCCUCUACAGCUUUCUUAGCAGACAGCCAGCCUCCAAAUCGCAAAGCCUUAGUGGUGUACCCUGUCUUUCUCUUCUACUUUGUGAUUGGGUGGAUGAUCCUCACAUUCUCACCGUCCCAGUAAGAGCAACCUAUUGACUGAACUCAAGAGAACUGAACACAAUCCUUCUGAAAUGAAAGGAUUUCAGUCAGCACCUGGGAAAGUAGUCUCAUGUUGUAUUGGAAGUGAAUAAGCGUGAUGGUAAAAAGUUGCUUGUGUUCAUCUGGUGCAACAGAAGGUUUGAAGAAAUAUUGACCAUUCUGCACAGUGCUUUAUAUCUUAGUUUGCAGUUUUUUUUAAGCUGUUCUAAGGAAACGUGAAUCACUGUACACAGUAAAAUCCCUUUAUCAGAAAGCCUAACAUACAGACUAAGGGGGAAGAAUUAUUUAUCUUAAAACAUGUUUACUGUACUACACAAGUUUUGUAGUAGAAAGAAAGAAAGGAUCGAUAUUCUCCAAUGUGAUGGCCCCAAUGCAUAGUAUUGACCACCAGGACCAGGAGUAAAUGUACUUUCUAUAAGGUCUUGGUAGAAGAUGGUUAAUUCCACGAUCUUCCUGGGUAAUGAGGGAUGUCAGUGUGGGAGUUGUGAACAGGCCCUAACCACAGCCUGGGCCACUGCUCAUAAAAACAUGUUUUCAACAUUGCUAAAAUACUUCUGUUUUAUUUUUUGAAUAUUUUGUUUCAAAUGUCAAUGUCUAAUUUAGUUUCAGAAAUCAGGAUUGUACUAGCAAGAGUUAUAGUGAAGUUGCUAAAUUGAUUUGAUUUUUUUUUUUUUUUACUGGUUUUUACUUUUUUUUUCUGGGGAAAAGUUAUAUUGUUUUAUAUUUAUAAUGUGUCUGUUCAUUUCUUAACUGAAUAUGACAGUAUAUGAUAUAAAUUCUCAUUCAAAACCUGUCCAGUUAUAAACGUAUUUAUAAUUUCUGUGUAUUAAGGCCCGAAAUUCAAUUAAACGUGUCUCUCUGUUUCUGUUUUCAA